CACAAAACAAUAUCAAAAGUUCUUUACAAAUCCGAACAAACACAUCACCAACUUAAAUCACCAUGUUCAAAUUCGCCGUUGUCCUUUUCGCCAUCAUUGCCUGUGCUGCUGCCAAGCCUGGUUUGGUUGGUGCUCCUUUGGCUUACACCGCUCCCGCUGCUGUUGUUGCUGCUGCUCCAGCCCCCUUUGUCACUGCCACCAGCAGCCAAUAUGUUGCCCGUAACUACAAUGGUAUUGCCACUGCUCCAGUUGUUGCUCCCGUUGCCGCCCCUGUAGUAGCCAAGUCUUUCGCCGCUCCCGUAGCCGCCGCUUACACUGCUCCUGUUGCCGCUGCCUACUCUGCCCCAGUCGUUGCUAAAUACGCUGCUACUUAUGCUGCUCCUUAUGCUGCUCCUUUCGCUUACUCUGCUCCCUUGACAUAUGGCGCUGCUCCAGUUUUGUUGUAA
Molecule: messenger RNA, 446 nt
Organism: Musca domestica (house fly)
Lineage: Eukaryota; Metazoa; Arthropoda; Insecta; Diptera; Muscidae
Product: cuticle protein 16.5-like
Exons: 2
Coding region: 63-446 (127 amino acids)
Source: RefSeq, a predicted model, not a curated record